AUGAGCGAUGAUAUUUAUUACCCAUCCGGCUGCCAACCGAUUCGUCUGGAAUCGAAUAACACAGAACUCACAAAACGUUUAAAAGCACUCGGCGAUUCGCUCGGCGGCAUUUCGGACAUCGAUUCGGAAGAAGCGAAAAAAUUUAGGAAAUUAUUUUUACACCUCGCCAAUCGCGAAUUGCUCGAAAAUUCGAACGCCGACGUUCAAUUGUAUUUGGCGAAAUGUUUGGCGAUGAUAUUGAAAUUCUACGCACCCGAAAUUCCGACGACCGAGGCGCUCAAUAUGGCGGCCGUUUAUCGAUUUUUGUUUCGAGUUAUUAAAAGAUGCGCAGAAUUGAGAAAUGAUAGCCCGAUGUUUCGACGAUACGCGCAAUUAAUCGAGAUAAUGGCUGAUAUAAUGGCUCCGAUGGGGCUAAUGAAGGAAGAGGACGAGCAAGAAGCCGUUGAGAUCUUCACCGAGGCGCUCAAAUCGAUUCUGGCGAUUCCGAGCGGAACAAGUUGGAGGAAUGUGAAAAAAGGCGCCGAGAUGGAUGGGCCGCAUUCGAAUUUGGACGAGCUCAGCGAAUCGAACGGCAAUAUUUGCGAUAAGGUUUUGCAUUUGUUGGAGAUCCUGUCGAGCAAUCUCAUCGAUGAGCUCGGAAUUGCUCCGAAUCCGAUACUCGACGUCAUUUUUCACUAUCUGACCGAACCGCACAGGACGCAGAGUCCCGAAUCGUAUUUGAUUGUGUCGGAAAUGAUCAAAAAUCGAAAAUCGGCAUUGGAUGAGUCGAUUCGAAAUGCGAUUCAACGAUUCUCGCGCAAUUGCGAAUUUCCCGACGAUUUCGAGAUGACCGGCGCUUCGAAUCGCCUCAAAUUCUACGAUGCGAUACGCGUUUUGAAUCAUUUGGCGUCGGAUUUGGUGGCGCCGUCGUUUCCCGAAAUUGCCAUAUGGCUGAAUUCGGAAGACGCGACGGAUCGUGUGGCGACGGUCCAUCUCAUCGGUUGUUUGGCGUGCGAGAAGCUCACCCAGAUCGGGACGACGUCGAACGACGAGGUCUGGAAUGCGUUUCUCGCGAAGUGUCGCGACAUCGACGAGGCGGUUCGAGUGGAAUUUGUCAAAUCGGCGGCGCAGAUCCUCAAAACCACUAAUAUUCAUUUGAGAGGCGAUUUGACGAACCAAUUAAUUCGAGCAGCGACUGAUCGAAGUGAAGUGGUGCGAACCGAGGUGAUCACAAGUGUGAUCGGUGUGGCGAAAGUGCGAAUCGAGGCGAUCGGCGACAAGCUUCUCAAGGCGAUCUGCACUCGAUUGCACGAUACGAUGAAAUCGGUUCGCAUUUGCGCCAUCAAACAGAUAAUGUCGUUGUAUUUCCACGUGAUGACGAAAUCGCCGAUCGUCUGCGCGAAAAUCGACGAGGCGAGCAGCGUCGAUGCGACGUCGGCGCCGCCCUACACCGAGUCGGACAAGGAGUGCGUCGCGUUCAUUCCGAACGCCGUCCUCAACUUCUAUCGGAGUAUGGAGGCGACCGACGAGGAAGCGAGAUACAUAAUCGAGCGAUAUUUCCAAUUGUAUUUUGUGCCGUAUCAAGUGGAGGCCAGAAAACGAAUGGAAUUGAUGAUGAGCCUAUAUCGGAGCCUCAACGACGUCGCAGCUGUAAGCUUCGAGACGAUCGUGUGCAGAAGCGCGACGAUUCGACGCCUUCUCAUUCAGUUGUUCAACGAUUUGUCGACGCCGGACGCCGGACACGAGCGCAUCUGUGCGAGCAUCAAAAAAAUGGCGCACGCGCUUUAUGAUCCGGUCGCGACGGAACGAAUGCUGAAAACGUUCACAAAUUUGAUGUCCGAAGACGAGAGCUUCUUCACGAUGCUGAAAAUCUUGAUCGCCGACAGCUACACGACGGCCGAAAUCGAGAAAGGAUCGUCCGAAAUCAUUCGCUACGCGUUCGGCAAAUAUUCGGCGAUGAAUCGACAAAAAGAAAUGCUCCAUUUUAGGCGUUUUUUGGACCGCUGCUCGCCGCUGUGUUUUGAUAGCGAAUGCGCAAAAACAUUCGUCGAUCUCGUCGAAAAAACGGUCAUCGGAAUCGAGCAGAAGAAGAAGGCGAGUCUGGAGAAUUGCGAGAAGGACAUGAAGCUGUUCAAGAUAUGGGCCGACAAUUUCGCGCAUCUGUUCGCCACCGAGCCGAUUCUCAAAACGCUCGGCAAAUCGUUUCUGUCGAGCGACGACGUUCGACCCGUCGAGACGUCGCUGCGAGCGAUGUGCGUGAUUCUGACGAGGAACAGCCUUCGGAAUGCGUUGAGGGACAAACAACCAUGGAUUGUCGACAUCAUCGAGUCGUUCAAAGAGAUUCUGGAGAAGGCGGACGCGCGAUUCCGGAAGUGCUGCAAGUUGGCGAGCCGCCUGCUGAAUUUGAUCGGCGAUCGCGACGAGACCUCGCGCUACUACGAGACGAUCAAAGAGCGCCUCGUCGCGAGCAUCGAGCUCGACGAGCCGAAGUGCGCGAAUUCGCUUCAAAUUUUGGCCAACGUUUACGCGUUUCAACCCGACGCCCACCACGCCGCGUGCAUGUCGGUGUUCGAUCGCGUCGUCGGCGCCGACAUGAUGUUGUCGGCGCGCGUUUCCGACGACGUCGACGAUCGACGAGCGCCGCAAUUUGAUCCGUGCGUCAGUCUGAAGAAGCAGCCGAUGACUGAGAUGGUUGAGAGAAAGAUAACCGCUAUCAAAUAUUGUACAUUUACCCUAUUAUAUGCUUGUGAUUUGAUAUCGAAAAAUAAAAUCGAAAAGAAUGAGAUGAAGCCGAGAUUGUGCACAUUCAUCGAGUCCGCGGUGCAUCUGAUUCGGACCAAAGGCGACGUCGAUGGGUCCGGAAGGCAGAGCGAACUCGAAUGCGCUCGAUUGCGUCUCGUCGCCGGCUCGUCGCUUCUCAAAUUGUGCAAUUUUCCCGUGUUUCGCCAUUUGCUCGACGCGCCUUCGUUCAAUGAGCUCGCCCAGCUCAUUCGGGAUCCGGCGUUUUGUGUUAGAUUCCGAUUCGCGGUGGCACUUCAGAAAGCGAUGAAGCGACGUGUUCCCAUCGAGUUUUCGGCGAUAUUUGGAUUAGUCAAUUUCGGAAUAACGCCCGACGAUCGAGAAAUUCAAAAAUCGCAAGAGUUUGAUGGAUUCAAAAAAUACUGUAGCGAUAUGGCGCGACAAAUAUUUGCGGCGCGGAGCGACGCGGAAGCGGAUCGACUGAAAAUUUCGGCGGUCGACCGCGCGAUUUUCUGCGCCGAAACGGUGGCGGCCUAUUCGGUUUGGCUUCUCGCCAAUCAGCCGUGGCUGAAAAGCAACGACGACGUGCAAACGCUAGCCGAGAUCAAAGAAUCGGUGUGGCUAAUUUUGGAAGCGUUGAUUCACGCGCGAAUCGACAUGCAAAAAGUGUACAAAUCGUUGGAAAAAGUGAAAUUGUGCGGCGAUUCGUCGAAAAAGCACGAGAUGAAGGAGAAGAAGCGAAUCUACGCGCACAACAAAAAAAUUUGGGCGAUCGCCGACAUCGGAAUGCAUUUGUUGAUUUAUCGCGCCAAAUUGCAAGUGAUUGAUGAGAAAAUCGAGUUGCACUUCAACAAUAUGUUCUUCUAUGGAUGCACGAAAAGCGAUAUGGUUGAUCCGUCGGAGAACUACGCGCCCGACGAGGUUCUCGAUAUGGCAUCGAAGGCGGCGGCGGCGUCGUCGAAAGGCGGCCGAAAGCCGAAUAUGGGCACAAGUCGGCUGAAUUCGUCGAAGAACACGUCGAAAUCGAGAAUUGGCGCCGCCAAAAAUCGACAAACAAAAUCGAAAACGAAAAAAUCGGAGAGUUUCUCGAUAUUGUCAGAUGACGAUGAGAAUGCCGCCGACGACGACGACGGACCAUCGACGACGCAGCGGAGCACGAAGAUCAGAGAUUCGAUGGAUUUGCCCGAAACCGAGGAGGAUGAGCCGAUCGAGAAGUUUGUGAUGAAGCGAGCUCGACGAAAGAAUGACGACGUCGUUGAGCAGAAUACGUCGAAGCGGAAAAAGCCGCCGACGGAGGCGAAAUUGGAAAAAUCGAAAACGUCGCCGGUUCGUCGAAAAUCGACGAGAAAUUUGAAAACGCGCGCAAAAUAUGAAGAAAUUGAUUCUGAUGAAGAUGAGGAGGAGGAUGAAGCUGAAGCUGAAGCUGAAACUCAUCCAACGGCAUCCGAAAAAUCACUAGAUACCAUUAUGAUCUCGCCGAUCGCCGGAAAUAAUCGAAAGCGAAAAUCGGCAACGUUGACGUCGUCAACGCCGCUCAGAAGUGCGCCGAAGAAAACGAGCGUUCGAAACUCGAAAAAGUCCGAAUAUGAUCUCCCAGAAGAUGAAGAUGAACCAAAGAGUCCGCCACCAAAACGACGCGGAAGAAAGCCGAAAAAAUGA
Messenger RNA from Caenorhabditis bovis, 4377 nucleotides. The record is from the annotation of a GenBank genome assembly. Lineage: Eukaryota; Metazoa; Nematoda; Chromadorea; Rhabditida; Rhabditidae.